AUGCCCUUGAUCAACGACUUACUUGAAGAUCUAGAGUCGACACUUUGGUACUGUUCGUUGGAUAUGGCGAGCGGAUUUUGGGUAGUGAAAAUGACGGAUCGUGCUCGCUUGAUCUCAGCUUUUAUCCCGCCGUUCGGAAUACGCCCCCAGAUCUAUCAACGUAUGAUUGACAACGCGCUAAAUGGGUUCACCCGGAUCCCGAAGUCUGAAAAUCACGAAAGUACUUUGGAUGUGUUUGAGGACGGGGAAUCGGUGGAGCCAGGCUAG
Phytophthora megakarya is the source of this 267-nucleotide messenger RNA. NCBI's taxonomy places the organism in Eukaryota, Oomycota, Peronosporomycetes, Peronosporales, Peronosporaceae. The record is from the annotation of a GenBank genome assembly.